AUGGAUAUAAGUGUUGCGAUCAGCACUUACGAGAAAAUCGAAAUCAAAAAGGACGUUAUAUGUCAAAUGAAAUACAGUAUUCCCUUUUCACUGACCAAACAGGGUGAAAUUUUUUUGGCGCCAUAUUCCAACAUAGAACGUCUGCUACCUUUGGAAUUUCAACAAACAAACGCCGUACUUUUUGCUACGUGCGAUAAUCGAACAUUCCAUAAUUUGUUCCUGGCGAUCGAGUUAUCAACUAAAUUUGAUCAAGUAUUGAUCAAAAAAAAACAAUUUUUCGGUAACAUACUUGGGAUAACAGUAUUCUUCGUGCAGGAAAAUGCGAUUCAAAAAUUUCAUUUCAAAAGCCAGCAAAAUUUUGGUAAAUCAUAA
This is a messenger RNA of Loa loa (African eye worm), 372 nucleotides long. RefSeq lists its product as hypothetical. The record is from RefSeq and is a predicted model, not a curated record. The transcript is spliced from 2 exons. The coding region runs from base 1 to 372 and encodes 123 amino acids. NCBI's taxonomy places the organism in Eukaryota, Metazoa, Nematoda, Chromadorea, Rhabditida, Onchocercidae.